Messenger RNA from Engraulis encrasicolus (European anchovy), 2979 nucleotides. It is a transcript of the gene atp6v1b2b, whose product is annotated as ATPase H+ transporting V1 subunit B2. Gene Ontology annotation, biological process: vacuolar acidification; ATP metabolic process; proton transmembrane transport. The transcript has 14 exons. The record is from RefSeq and is a predicted model, not a curated record. Gene Ontology annotation, cellular component: proton-transporting V-type ATPase, V1 domain. NCBI's taxonomy places the organism in Eukaryota, Metazoa, Chordata, Actinopteri, Clupeiformes, Engraulidae. Gene Ontology annotation, molecular function: ATP binding; proton-transporting ATPase activity, rotational mechanism. Bases 10 to 1545 code for a protein of 511 amino acids.
CACGGUAACAUGGCGAUGAAUGCUAUGAAGGGAAUGGUCGGCGGUGCCAUGAAUGACUUCUCAACUGCGUUUGGCGGCUCUAAAACAGCAGCUUCUCGUGAACAUGCCCUCGCCGUGAGUCGGGACUAUAUUUCCCAGCCACGUCUAACAUACAAGACAGUGGCGGGAGUGAACGGCCCCCUGGUCAUAUUGGAUCAAGUCAAGUUCCCCAGGUAUGCAGAGAUUGUGCACCUCACCCUCCCCGAUGGCACCAAGAGGAGCGGGCAGGUGCUGGAGGUCACCGGCUCUAAGGCUGUCGUGCAGGUAUUUGAGGGAACCUCUGGCAUUGAUGCUAAGAAGACCAGUUGUGAGUUCACAGGUGACAUCCUUCGCACGCCAGUGUCUGAAGAUAUGCUUGGUCGAGUAUUCAACGGCUCGGGCAAACCCAUUGACCGUGGACCUGCCGUUCUGGCUGAAGAUUACCUGGAUAUUAUGGGCCAGCCCAUUAACCCUCAGUGCCGUAUCUACCCCGAGGAGAUGAUCCAGACUGGUAUCUCCGCCAUUGACGGCAUGAACAGCAUCGCCCGAGGACAGAAGAUCCCCAUUUUCUCAGCUGCCGGCCUGCCCCACAACGAGAUUGCUGCCCAGAUCUGUCGCCAGGCUGGACUGGUGAAGAAGUCCAAAGACGUGAUGGACUACAGUGAAGAGAACUUUGCCAUUGUCUUCGCUGCCAUGGGGGUGAACAUGGAGACUGCAAGGUUCUUCAAGUCUGACUUUGAGGAGAAUGGAUCCAUGGACAAUGUUUGUCUUUUCCUGAAUCUUGCCAAUGAUCCCACGAUCGAGCGCAUCAUCACUCCGCGCCUGGCACUGACCUCAGCCGAGUUCUUGGCCUACCAGUGUGAGAAGCACGUCCUGGUCAUCUUGACGGACAUGAGCUCCUAUGCAGAGGCCUUGAGAGAGGUGUCUGCUGCCAGGGAGGAGGUGCCCGGCAGGAGGGGUUUCCCCGGCUACAUGUACACAGAUCUGGCCACCAUCUACGAGCGAGCCGGCCGCGUGGAGGGCCGCAACGGCUCCAUCACCCAGAUCCCCAUCCUCACCAUGCCCAACGACGAUAUCACCCAUCCCAUCCCUGACCUGACUGGCUACAUUACAGAGGGCCAGAUCUACGUUGACAGACAGCUACACAACCGACAGAUCUAUCCUCCAAUCAACGUGCUCCCGUCCCUGUCUCGUCUGAUGAAGUCGGCCAUCGGUGAAGGAAUGACACGCAAAGACCAUGCCGAUGUAUCCAAUCAAUUGUAUGCGUGCUAUGCCAUUGGUAAGGACGUGCAGGCCAUGAAGGCGGUGGUGGGAGAGGAGGCUCUGACGGCCGAUGACCUGCUCUACCUGGAGUUCCUGCAGAAGUUUGAGAAAAACUUCAUCGCCCAGGGGGCCUACGAGAACCGCAGUGUGUUUGAGACUCUGGACAUCGGUUGGCAGCUGAUGCGUAUCUUCCCCAAGGAGAUGCUGAAGAGGAUUCCCCAGACCACACUAGCUGAGUUCUACCCUCGAGAUUCCAAGCACUAACCACCCACCCACCCCCCGUCUUUAUGCUGCCCCGGAAGCCAUGAAACCCCCACACCUCCCCCACCGCACCCUCUCCUCAGCUCUGUAUGCUAUGCGAGCACAGUCCUGUCCUAUCGUCUCCUCUCCACUUUCCUCCUUUCUUCUCCCUCAUUUCCUUUCCUCUCUUCUCCUUUCCCCUCCUCUCAUUCUUGUCUUCUCUUCUGUCUCUGCUCUUUAUUUUUUACCUUAUUCUCUCUCUCUCUCUCUCUCUCUCUCUCUCUCUCUCUCUCUCUCUCUGUCCCACUGCGCUCCAUGGUGUACACUGCUUCAGGUCCUGCUGCUCUGUUCCGCUGUGGUGUAAAUGCUCCUUGCUCUCAUCAAAUGUGGUUUGGCCAUACACCUGCAAACAGUGCCAUUGCUCCACCGACCUUAACUUCAUCUCUGCUUUUCAGUAGCCAUGUUGGGAAAACAAACGCAUACACGCGCACACACUUUUCACAGUUGACAAAUCAGAGUGUAGAUAGAGCUUUCUUUCCAGUGGAGCAGGGAGUGGAUUUGGCACGUGUGUGUAUCUGUCUUGAAGUAUCACACCGCUUAAAAACCAUGAUAGCCCAAGACAGUCUGCUGCGGUCUGAAGAUGUGACUUGCCUUCAGUCUCCAAUUGCAGUCAAGGUUAUAUAGUGAAUCAGUUGAAUUUGUCUCUCUACAUAGUACAGGUAAUACAACUUCUAUGUAACAAGUGGGAAGGGAUUCUAUUCACUCUUUGCAUGAUGUGUUUCUAAGCCACAAGAGCGAGGACGAGCCCUUAUUGGUCUGAAUGGGACAGAUUAUUAAGUGUCUCUUCAAUGUAUACAAUUUAACACACUUUUCCAUUAACUUUCCGUUCCAAAAAAGAAGAUGGCUAAGAUUCUUAAUUGUGAAGGUAGUAUGAAAAUAUUUAAGACACAAAGAGGAAAAGUAAGCAAUUAAGAAUUGAUUAUCCAUCCUGUAGAACACUGGCAAACAAGUUCUUAUUCUCAUUUUUAUUGUUUAUUAUUUUAUAAUUUUACUUUUUAUUUUCGGGGUAACAAGCGUUAAAGCUUCAUUGUAUUUUUCUACAGUGAUAUGAAAGCCGAUUGGCAACCAGCCAUGUUCUGGCAAAUCUCAUUUGGGCCACACUUACGUUUGAAGUUUACAGUGGAAUGUCAAAGAAGUGGAGUUACUGUGUUGCAUAGAUUUAUUUAUUUUAUUAUAUGUGCCAUGAAAUGCUAAGAGUAUGGUGUAACAUGUAAUGUAUGUACAGUACAAGUAUAUCAUGUGAAUCCCAACAGGUGUCUUCAUGUAAAUGUCUUAUUUCAUGAUUUUUUUUUUGUGUACGGAUGUGCAAGUUGUUUUUUGUCAUUGCAUGCUGAUUUUGUUGUUCACGUUAUUGUAUGGUGUGACUGUUGGUGGAUUAAAUAUAAAUCUGACUGAAAA